UUCUGAUGCAUGCUCUUCGGAAAGUUUCAUCAGAAAGUGUUUUUUACAAAAUACCUGCAGGUAUUUGAAGCAUAUUAAUACUGUAUUUGUUUUCUCCACUCGUGGAGUGUUCCACCGUUCCCGAUAAAAACAAACACAAAUCCUCGCCAGUGUAUUGCUACCUCGCUCACUCACACGCUCUCUCGCAACACUGGCAAAAUUAUCGGUGGGCCACCGUCCGUAAGCAGAACUCCGACAGAUCAAAACCAGUGCAACACCGUCCGAAUAAACAAACAGUUUGACAGCACCUAGUGGUGCACCAGUGCAACACUAGUGCAACACUCGGCAUAAACAAAUACGGUAUAACUACGGCGAGAUGGGCUCACUGGCCCCAGCCAACAAACAGCAAAGAAAAAAAAAAAAAAUAUUAACUACGUUCUUCAAAAUAUUAGACUGUUUUUAUUACUAAAAUGAUACUGAGAAACAUAGAACUAGAAAAGGUGUCCUGUAUGACGGUGAAUUGGUACGAUAAGUUCAAGAAAAACACCGUCAAGUCCUUUGUCAUUCCGGUACCAGAAGAUGUGCUGGCUUAUCUACGUCAGGAUUUAGUAAUUUUACCGAAAGAGUGUUCGAAGCUCAGUACUUCCGGUUCCACCAAAACCAAGCAUUUCAACUCCUACAAUGAUGAGUUCAGUGACGAUGAGGCCGAUGAUGACAGUCCGGAGUUUCCCGAAUUCAGUUCCAAAGUUACUGAUGCUAUUGAAAAUCUGGGUGGUUCGGCUUUUCUGAAAUCCGACUGGCAUUGUCCAAAAGAUGCUCAGUGGAUCACGCUGGGACAGUCUCUGUGUGUACGAGAUCUCACCGACGUUUACCAGUUGCUGAAGGCAUCUAGCUUAUGCAAGGAAGAUUUCUCGGAACGGUCCCCCUUGAACAACACCGGUUAUCAUAUCGUACUGAAGAAAUGGCGGGACAUUCAUCCGGGAUCCGAGUUUCGUUGCUUUGUAAAAAACAAGUCUCUCGUAGCCAUAUCUCCUCGCCAAUGGCCCUCAUAUCACGAGCACAUUGCAAAGGAACGAAGCGACAUCGUCAACGAUAUUGUGUCUUUGUUCAAGGAGAAGAUCAAGGAAAAGUUUCCACUAAAAGAUUAUGUGAUUGAUGUCUAUCGCCCUGCCAAGGAUCACGUUGUUAUUCUGGACUUUUCGGUUUACGGCAAAGGUAACUCGGACAGCUUGGCCUUCGAUUACGACCAGCUGGAUGCCGAGGCUGAAACGGCAACCAUCGAAGAGGAGGACGAUCCGGAGUUCCGAUAUCUGCCGGAGGACUGCGGCAUACAACCGAACCGGAGAAAUAACUACGGUUUCCCACAAGAUGUUGUAGACAUGUUUUGCGUGAACGAUGCCAAUGCUGGCACAUCACACCAGGAAGCAAAUACCGAUGCUCAAAGUUUGAUCAACAAACUUAUGGAUGAGUGGAAUCUUCAAUCGAGAAACACGGACGAUGACGAUUAACAAUUAAAUUAAAAGAAUUCAACAUUA
Molecule: messenger RNA, 1514 nt
Organism: Uranotaenia lowii
Lineage: Eukaryota; Metazoa; Arthropoda; Insecta; Diptera; Culicidae
Product: cell division cycle protein 123 homolog
Exons: 2
Coding region: 450-1487 (345 amino acids)
Cellular component (GO): cytoplasm
Source: RefSeq, a predicted model, not a curated record